CAUACACUGCGUGCUGCUGUGCAUCCACCCUUCUCUUUCCUUCGUCGUCCUUUCCUCUCCUCGCCGUUCCCUCCCGUCGCCUCCGCUCUCCCUCAUUAGAUUGCAGGUGUGAAGGUUGAGCGUCGAGCGUGUCCCCCGCCCUCGUCAUCGGCUCUCGAUCGGUACCGCCAUGUCUGUUCCGCCAGCCAUUGCUUCGUCCUCCAAAGCAGCAACCACUGCGGGCCAGCUCUCGCCAGCGCAGGCCCAGGCUGGCUCUGUAGCAGCCGGCGACACCUUCGGCCAGCGACGAAGCGGGGGUUCUGGCAGUUUUGGAGCGGGGAAUACAUCGCGCGCGUCGCCUUCCCCACGCAACGCCCAGCUCGGCCGGAAGCAGCACAAGGGCUCCAAGCGCUUCAGGGCUACGGAUGAGGAUGCUCUUGCGGAAUCCGCCGCCAUGCGUCCUUUCAACAACCGCAAGGGGCAAACAUCCAUUACCCACUUGAUGAACUUUAGCCUCCCCCCUCGCCCUCAGAACUACCAUAGCCAUGCUCCAUCGCGGAACAACCGGAGACACCCUACUUGGGGACUGGGCUCGGGCUAUCAUGCGGUCGACAAAGCGAGAUUUGUUCACUCCAACUACCGCUUCAUCGUCGACCCCAGAGGGGACUACCGGGCUCAGAACGUAGACGCCGACACCCAUCUGGACUGGAACAAUGUCUUGCAGAUACUGGUGUCCGCUCAGUCUCAACUCGCAUCCUGCCCCAUUUGUCUGGGCACUCCCGUCGCUCCCCGCAUGGCCAAGUGCGGCCACAUAUUCUGCCUACCGUGCCUUAUCCGGUACAUGCACGCCGACGAGGAGACGAAAUCGCCUGAGAAGAGAGCUCGGUCCAAGAAAUGCCCACUCUGCUGGGACAGCAUAUACAUAUCGGAGACGCGGCCUGUCCGGUGGUACACUGGACAAGAAGGAGGCGCACCCCACGAGGGCGAGGACAUUGUGCUUCGGUUGAUCAUGAGAACAACGGGAAGCACCCUCGCCUUGCCGAGAGAUGGAGCAGAGCUGUUAGAUAAGGACCAAGAUAUACCUUGGUAUUACGCCGCAGAGGUCAUGGAUUAUGCUCGGGUUAUGAAGGGGAGUGAGGACUACAUGCUUGCUCAGUUAGAGGAAGAGGUGGCGGAGCUUGAAAGACAAGAGAAGGAAGACGAGCUGAUGUUUGGGGAGGACAACGUAGAGUGGGUCCGGAAAGCUGUUCGAUCUAUCCAGGAAGCCAAGGAGAAGAUCAAAGGUGUCGGAAAUCCACCGGCUUUACCAAGUAAACCAGCGGAGCAGAAACCAAAGCGCGCUCCAAUAGUUUACCACGAAGCGGGCGAUCAGACUCCGGAAAUGUAUCUGAUUCAAAAUGCGGUCAGGUCCGGCCAAAGCAUUUCCCAGGCCACACAGAACGAAUCUGUUGUAUCCGAGGAAUUGGACUCCCACGGAAUUGCUGCGACAAUUGUGAAUGGAUCGAACGCUCCAUCUUCGAGGAAACUUUCCAUUAGCUCGACCCCCCAGAGGGCAGGCUCUGGCGCUCCUGGAACUCUCGCCGAGUUUCGAAACCGUCAACAUCAUGAGCAUCAUAAUACUCCAUCUGAGUAUUAUUUCUACCAAGCGUUGUUGCAUUACUAUCUCUCACCGCUUGAUAUUCGAAUUUUGAAAGCGGCAUUUGGUAAUUUUUCGACUUUUCCAUCAACUAUUCUGCCUCGUGUUGAGCGUGUAUCUACUGGCCACAUCGUCGAUGACGAACUUCGAAGGAAAACUAAGUACCUCGCACAUCUACCCUACGGAUGUGAAGUGGGGUUCCUAGAAUGCGACUGGACCGAUACGGUGACUCCUGAAGUCCUCGAGCAGUUCAAAGCAGAAAUCGACAAACGACGAAAGAAAAAUCAAGACAAGGAAGUAAGGGAGGAAAAGGCACGGAUCAAGGCGGAGAAGGAAGAGGAUUCGCGUUAUGCUCCUACGCGGCGAAAGAGAACCAGCAUCUCGGAAAGAUUUACGGCGGAUGACUUUCAACCGCUCGUUUCAUCGGAUGCGGCUGAUAGUUCUGGGUCGGUUGGUGCUGAGAGUGCGUCGACUUCGCCACCUUGGCCAGUACGGCGAGGUCAAGGGUUUGCUUCUCUGGCAUCGCCGUCGACCAGUCCCUCUGCGGCGCGCACAGUUUGGGGUACCACGAUAGUGGCACCAUCUUCGCCGACAUUGGUGGCCGUGCCUUCAGAGAGCGACAUGCGAGACGACGGGUGGCUCCAAGGGUGGGAGAAAGAUCUCUUGCAGGAAGAAGACAUGAUUGCCCAAGCGCAGGCCAUGUCGCUUGUUGGCGAGGGGGAGCCUUCUAAGAAACCGCCGGUGAGCGGCGGUAAGAAGAAGAAAGCGAAGAAGAUCACAUUGAUGAGCACAAACGUAAGGAGGGGAGCAUAAUUCUGACUUCUUAGCUACUCAUAUGAGCGUCAGCAUUGAAACAGCUUGAACUUCCCCUUUGUGAUUUCUUUCACGAGAUAGUUCGUGUGACUGCCGUAUAUCGAGGAUUAUCAACAGCGACCAAA
Mytilinidion resinicola is the source of this 2553-nucleotide messenger RNA. RefSeq names its product RING finger domain-containing protein. Gene Ontology annotation, molecular function: transcription cis-regulatory region binding; metal ion binding. The transcript is spliced from 3 exons. Gene Ontology annotation, biological process: positive regulation of transcription by RNA polymerase II. The record is from RefSeq and is a predicted model, not a curated record. Lineage: Eukaryota; Fungi; Ascomycota; Dothideomycetes; Mytilinidiales; Mytilinidiaceae. The coding region runs from base 170 to 2428 and encodes 752 amino acids.